Messenger RNA from Procambarus clarkii (red swamp crayfish), 1272 nucleotides. Lineage: Eukaryota; Metazoa; Arthropoda; Malacostraca; Decapoda; Cambaridae. The record is from RefSeq and is a predicted model, not a curated record.
AUGGUAAAAUCUCUAGGAAGAGAUUUGACCUACUCCAUUAUCGCCUAUUCUACUCAUUCACAUCUAUGUAAUCAAGAAUUGCAGCCAAGAACAACAACAACAACUACUUCCAGACGUCUAGACAUUUGUCAAGCUCACGAAGUUUACCAAGAUCACCAUGUUCACCAAGCUGACAAGGCUCACCAAGCUAACAAGGCUCACCAAGCUGACAAGGCUCACCAAGCUGACAAGGCUCACCAAGCUGACAAGGCUCACCAAGCUGACAAGGCUCACCCUGUUCACCAAGCUGACGAGACUCACCAUGUUCACCAAACUGACAAGGCUCACCCUGUUCACCAAGCUGACAAGACUCGACCUGUUCACCAAGCUGACAAGACUCACCAUGUUCACCAAGCUGACAAGACUCGACCUGUUCACCAAGCUGACAAGGCUCACCCUGUUCACCAAGCUGACAAGGCUCACCCUGUUCACCAAGCUGACAAGGCUCACCAUGUUCACCAAGCUGACAAGGCUCACCCUGUUCACCAAGCUGACAAGGCUCACCAAGCUGACAAGGCUCACCAAGCUGACAAGGCUCACCAAGCUGACAAGGCUCACCAAGCUGACAAGGCUCACCCUGUUCACCAAGCUGACGAGACUCACCAUGUUCACCAAACUGACAAGGCUCACCCUGUUCACCAAGCUGACAAGACUCGACCUGUUCACCAAGCUGACAAGACUCACCAUGUUCACCAAGCUGACAAGACUCGACCUGUUCACCAAGCUGACAAGGCUCACCCUGUUCACCAAGCUGACAAGGCUCACCCUGUUCACCAAGCUGACAAGGCUCACCAUGUUCACCAAGCUGACAAGGCUCACCCUGUUCACCAAGCUGACAAGGCUCACCCUGUUCAUCAAGAUGACAAGACUCACCAUGUUCACCAAGCUGACAAGACUCACCAUGUUCACCAAGCUGACAAGACUCACCAUGUUCACCAAGCUGACAAGACUCACCAUGUUCACCAAGCUGACAAGACUCACCAUGUUCACCAAGCUGACAAGACUCACCAUGUUCACCAAGCUGACAAGGCUCAACCGGUUCACCAAGGUCACAAGACUCACUAUGUUCACCAAGUAUCACAACCACCCACCAUCACCCGUUCGAGAUCGUUGACGCGAUCGGCACCCCGGCAAGCUCCCCCAGUCUGGCCUAAUGAGAAAGUUUAUCGCUCUCCAUGGAGUCCACAUGCUGCCAUGCACCCAAUUGCUCCUUGCAGCCCAAAUGCUGCCUAG